CCCCGCGGCCAUGCGGGAGCAGCUGGAGCGGAGCCUCGGCGAGUGGCGGGAGCUGGAGGAGGAGUUCCGGCAGCUCCAGGAAACACACAAAGUUUACAGGCAGAAACUGGAAGAAGUCACCAGCUUGCAGACAGCCUGCAGCAGCUCCAUACAGCGGCAGAAGAAGACACUGAGGGAUCUGAAGCACAGCCUGCAACGGUGCAAGCCCAGAGCGAGUCCGGAGGAGUUUGCUCUCAUUCAGGAGAUCAGCAGCCAGAUCAAGGAGAGGCAGAAUGCCUUCUUUGACAUGGAAGCCUACCUGCCCAAGAGGAAUGGCCUGUACUUAAAUCUGGUGCUGGGAAAUGUGAAUGUCACUCUCCUGAGCAACCAGGCAAAGUUUGCCUACAAGGACGAGUAUGAGAAGUUCAAACUUUAUCUGACAAUAAUCUUGUUACUGGGGGCUGUUGCCUGCAGGUGUUUUCUCCACUACAGGGUGACAGAUGAAGUGUUUAACUUUCUGUUGGUGUGGUAUUACUGCACGCUGACGAUACGGGAGAGCAUUCUCAUUAGCAAUGGCUCAAGGAUCAAAGGCUGGUGGGUGUCUCAUCACUAUGUUUCCACGUUCCUGUCUGGAGUGAUGUUAACGUGGCCCGAUGGACUCAUGUAUCAGAUGUUUCGCAGUCAAUUUUUAGCAUUUUCAAUAUUUCAGAGCUGUGUUCAGUUCUUACAGUAUUAUUACCAAAGGGGCUGCCUCUACAGGCUCCGGGCUUUGGGGGAGAGAAACCACUUGGACCUUACAGUAGAAGGAUUCCAGUCCUGGAUGUGGCGGGGGCUGACGUUUCUCCUUCCCUUCUUGUUCUUUGGGCAUUUCUGGCAGCUAUACAAUGCAAUCACUCUUUUCAGAUUGUCAAGGCACAAGGAAUGCAAAGAAUGGCAGGUUUUGGUGUUGGCUUUCACAUUCCUGCUGCUGUUCCUCGGGAACUUCCUCACUACUCUCAAGGUGGUGCACACUAAACUGCAGAAGAACAAAGACAAGGUGAAGAAGCUGUGACUGCCCCUGUUGCCAGUGUGCAUCCAUGGCUGUGCCCCCAGCAGGGCUGGUGUGGGACAGACCCUGCUCAGCCCCAGCCAGGCCACGGAUGGGCUCGGAAGGACUCGCCUGUCCCCGUGCUUGGUAAAGGACUCUGCCAGCACAGACUCAGUAUUAAUGCAAGCAUGGCUCUCCAGUCACACUCCUGCUAUUUAUGUAUAUUUAAUAUAAAAUGUAUUUGCUUCUGGGGUUUUUGUUCUGUAUAUAGAGCAGCAUGCACCUGCCAGCGUUAGGGAAAAUGUGGGAUCUACUGUAAUUCCAAUUCUGGAAUGAUACCUGACACUUUGCAGUUUUAUUAUUUAAAUUCUGGGUAUUGAAUUUAUUGAGUUUUAUGAACACUCUGGGUGGAUCAGUAAUACAGAAUGAAUGCUGUUUUUCAAGGCAUUUGUUGAAGGCAUAUUCUCAGUGGCAAUACUAACCUGUGUGUACUGUGAAAAGAAAAUACUCAUCUUUGUACCAUACUGCUGCUAUAUACACUUCUAAAAAGCUAUUUAAAGAAGAGGAAUUCCUCCUUUGAAAACAAAAUCAUGCAAGCAAAAGCAGUUUUUAAAUGGCAGGGAAGUCUGCUAGCCCUUUUCCAGGGAGACCAGGUCAUUUGUCCGGGCCUGAAAGAAUCUAAAAUAAACCAUUCAAUAUGCAA
Messenger RNA from Agelaius phoeniceus (red-winged blackbird), 1709 nucleotides. It is a transcript of the gene TMEM120B, whose product is annotated as transmembrane protein 120B. Gene Ontology annotation, cellular component: nuclear inner membrane. NCBI's taxonomy places the organism in Eukaryota, Metazoa, Chordata, Aves, Passeriformes, Icteridae. The record is from RefSeq and is a predicted model, not a curated record. Gene Ontology annotation, biological process: fat cell differentiation.